CCUAAAGCAUAACAUUAGCCUUCAUCUAAAUCCUUGAGCUGAGCAUGGUGGGAAUGUGAAGUUGACUAAUUAAUUAACUUUGGCUGCAGAUGGAGGUGACAUGAACCGGAUCGGCACAGCAUGCUCCAAGGAUGACAUUGCCAUAUUUCAAGGCCAAACAGCCCCACUUCCCGAUGGAAUCCCAGGCUACACUGUUCAGAUUCUGAAUGUAUGCGCCUCUGGUUGUGGCAUUUCCAACAUUCACGUCAGUUGUGGGUGGUUCAGCUCGGCCAGGUUGAUAAAUCCUCUAGUUUUCAGGCGAAUUUAUUACGACGAUUGUCUUGUCAACGGCGGGGAGGCUCUUGGUCCUGGAGAAAGCCUCUCCUUCCAGUAUGCCAAUAGUUUCCGUUACCCUCUCUCAGUUUCAUCCGUUACCUGUCGCUGAAGCACACAAGGCUGGCCGCCAUGAUAACUAUUUUGUUUUCUAUGAUAAAUAUUGUGCUAUGUGAAUGGGAAAAGAAAAAGGAGUCGGACUCCGAUGGACCUUGGUUCUAUUUUUGUUGAUGCUGUAGUUAUCUUUCUGUCCUCUAAUUAUGUCAUUCAAGGAAAGACGACUCGAGUGAAAGGCCUUGAUUAUUACCUGAA
This is a messenger RNA of Carya illinoinensis, 624 nucleotides long. Its product is annotated as TPD1 protein homolog 1. The coding region runs from base 101 to 424 and encodes 107 amino acids. Gene Ontology annotation, biological process: cell fate determination. The record is from RefSeq and is a predicted model, not a curated record. NCBI's taxonomy places the organism in Eukaryota, Viridiplantae, Streptophyta, Magnoliopsida, Fagales, Juglandaceae. The transcript has a single exon.